Messenger RNA from Hevea brasiliensis (rubber tree), 859 nucleotides. RefSeq lists its product as uncharacterized. The transcript is spliced from 3 exons. The coding region runs from base 77 to 553 and encodes 158 amino acids. NCBI's taxonomy places the organism in Eukaryota, Viridiplantae, Streptophyta, Magnoliopsida, Malpighiales, Euphorbiaceae. The record is from RefSeq and is a predicted model, not a curated record.
UCCUUCACCACUACGGUCCUCUCAGCCUACUGCCUAGAUUUGCCCAAGUAACGUUAUCUUCUAAAAUUGGAGUGAAAUGGCUUUGAACUGCUCUACCUCUUCAAGAGCUACUAUAAGCCUAAGUUUUCUACAAUUCCAACCCAGGAACCCUAAAAAUUAUCUUCCUCUGAAAUUGUCUUCGUCACCGCAUGGAUCUCCAAGGCCCUUCCUCCGCGCUUUGGCCAAUUCGACUCCGAAAGCGCAAUUCAUUGCACGGCGGAAGGAGUCGGUUUUGGUCCGGCAACUUGGGCGCCCUCUAAUUGAGUAUAUGAGCUUACCGGCGAGUCAAUACUCCGUGUUGGAUGCGGAGAGGAUAGAGCGGGUGGACGACAACACGUUUAGGUGUUAUGUGUAUAGGUUCAAGUUCUUUGCUUUUGAGGUUUGCCCUGUUUUGCUUGUUAGAGUUGAAGAGCAGCCUAAUGGUUGUUGCAUUAAGCUUUUAUCAUGCAAGCUUGAGGGCUCACCUAUGGUGGUUGCACAGAAUGAGAAAUUUAGUGGUAAGAUAUCUAUAUAAGCAUAGGUGUUUUCUAUGGUUACUUUGAUUUUAAUUUACUUUGUUUGUACUUUGUUCUUUUAAACUUUAGAUUAGACUGAUAAUUCAUCAAAGGUAGUUAUUGACACAGUUUUACUUUGUAAAAAACCAAGUUAUGGUAAAAACUCCCAUAAGCAUAGAUUUAGACAAGGAUAAGGCGGUUCAGUUUGGAUUUCAGUGUGCAUUAAAUCUGGGUUUUAAAGUUUAUUUGUAUGGACUUGAAAAGUUGUAGUUUUUGGGCUUUAGGCUGACUAUCCACAAGAUUUAUAACAAUUUAAUUGUGCUGCA